This is a messenger RNA of Cladophialophora psammophila CBS 110553, 867 nucleotides long. RefSeq lists its product as uncharacterized. The transcript has a single exon. Gene Ontology annotation, molecular function: actin filament binding. Lineage: Eukaryota; Fungi; Ascomycota; Eurotiomycetes; Chaetothyriales; Herpotrichiellaceae. Gene Ontology annotation, cellular component: nucleolus; striated muscle dense body; catalytic step 2 spliceosome. The coding region runs from base 1 to 867 and encodes 288 amino acids. The record is from RefSeq and is a predicted model, not a curated record.
AUGCCCAUCAAGCCUCUCACAUUCAAAGGCGACAAGAAGCCCAAAAAGCGCAAGCACCGUCACGACGAAGACGUCGACGACCCCCAAGUCGCCGUCGCCGGCAAUAAGUACACAGCCGAUCCCUCCGACGAUGACUCCUGGACCACCCCCGACGCCCCCAGCGACCUCUCUGGCCCCGUCCUGCUUGUCCUCCCCACCAGUCCCCCCACCGCUCUCGCUGCCGAUGCGCACGGCAACGUCUUUGCCUCAACGCUUGAGAACAUCGUCGAGGGCGUCGCGGAGACGGCGGAGCCUCAUGACGUAAGACAGGUCUGGGUCGCGAGCUCCAUCGCGGGCAUGGGAAAGGGCGAGAUGAGCUUCAAGGGAAGUCACGGGGGGUAUCUUAGUUGUGACUCUGUGGGGGUGCUGGGCGCGAAGAGGGAGGCCAGAGGCGUCGAGGAGGGAUUCAUCGUGGAAUCUGUAGAGGAUGAUAGCGCUGGAGAUGGGAAGACAAGGUGGAGGCUAAGGACCGCCGCAUCGAAACCGGAACAGGGAGAGAAAGGAAGGCGGUAUCUCUGCGCUCUCACAGAGACGAAACCGACAAACGCAAAAUCAAUCAACAUCUCACUGCGCGGGGAUGGUGAGGCGUCAUCGGACUCGACCUAUCUCAUUUUAAAAAUGCAGGCUCGCUUUAAGCCGCGGAUACAGCAGACCAAAGAGACGAAAGCAAGGGAAAAGGUUAGUCGGAGGGAGCUCGAGCAAGCCGUCGGUCGGAGAUUAGAGGAUGACGAAGUGAAGCGAUUGAAAAGGGCAAAGAAGGAAGGGAAUUUCUACGAGGAGGUCCUGGACGUCAGGGUGAAAGGGAAGCAUGACAAGUUCGCCAGUUGA